CAUCAAUUGAAUAGUUUCUGAUAGAACAUUUUAUUUUUCGUGUUCCGGUAUAACCGUUGAGAAGGAUUAGGUUGUUCACUUACUUUCAUUGAAUAUUUUCAGAAAUAGAAAAAAACAGUAUUUAUUUAAUUGAUAUCCAAGUACACUUCAGAUCUCCUAUAGAUUAACUACCAUAAGACGAAAUGCAGUAACACGAUUCUAAUAAUUGAAUUAUCUAUGUGAUAGGAAAAUAUUAAGUAUAUUGAACUUAUUUGAUUUUCAUCAAUCAAUGGAGCAGGAAAUCUUAUCUGAAUAGAUAAAGUGAACUUGAGGCUUUUAUUUGUAAACCUACUUAGGCGGAAUAGUUAUACCAACGUUUUUUUAGGCUCAAUUCUAUUUUAAAAUUAUUAUGAAAUUAGUGUUUAUUUCCAUAGAUCUGGUGAAGAAUCCGGAAAUAAAUUGUUAGGAUAUUGCAAUGGCGAACCCUCAUUCAAACAACGUUGUCCACGAUGUUCUGGAGGAACAACACAGAAGAAUCGAAGAAGAAAAAAUGAAUUGUGCAGAGAAAUAUGGAAACGGCAUAUUUAAUACCACGUUGAGACGAAUUGUCGAUUUUAAUCAAGGGUUCUCCUGCCCAGCAACUUGGGAUGGAAUUACCUGCUGGUCUCCUGUACCAGCUGGAACUACAGCUUCAAAGGCUUGUUCUUCUCUUUCCUAUAUAAGUGGAUUCGUUUUGAAUAACACUGCUACGAAAACAUGUUUGGAAAGUGGAGAUUGGUUCAUGAGAGAAGGAGGCUAUUGGACAAAUUUCAGCCAGUGUCAUAUAGAAAACAAAACAACUAUAUUUGUUACACACCCCAACAUCACAAAUGGUACUAGUCUGGAGAGAGAAUAUUUGUCAUUACUCAAAGGUAUAAAAAAGACUGGUUAUCUUUUAUCUCUAAUUACUCUACUCGUAGCUCUAUUCAUAAUGAUCACGAUAAAGAAAUUACAUUGUUCGCGAAAUAUCUUACAUAUACAUCUUUUUACUUCAUUCAUACUCAGAGCUUUUAUAUUUUUGCUCAAAGAAGUAACCUUCGUGGAUGGAAUUGGACUGCCAUCGGAUAUACUAGGAGUUCAAAAUGGUUCAUUUUUCAAUAUCGAACUGGAGACUAACAACUGGCAAUGCAAAUCACUAACAAGCUUAUGGCAGUACUUCAAUACAGCCAAUUAUUCUUGGAUUCUUAUGGAAGGUCUCUACUUAUAUAAUUUAAUAUUUCGUGCUUUAUUUGCUGAUUCCUCUGGAAGUGUAAUGGGAUAUAUAAUAAUGGGUUGGGGUUUUCCUCUCAUUGUGGUAGCUGCAUGGAUCCUGGGUCGAAUUUUCUUGGACGACAAUUUAUGUUGGACAAUGAACAACUAUAAGACUUAUCUCAUUAUAGAGAUUCCUACACUUUUAUCCGUUGUUAUCAAUCUCAUAUUCUUUGUGAGAAUCUCAUUGGUUCUACUCAACAAACUCAUAUCUCCUUUGAAUGAUGAUAACAGAAGAUGUUAUAUGAAAUGGGCAAAAUCUACACUUGUUUUAGUACCAUUAUUCGGUGUGAACUAUGUUGUACUCUUUGGAUUUCAAUACAUAUCGAACGAGGUUGUGAAUUUAGUCUGGUAUGCUUGUGAUAGUCUCUUCGGGAGUUUCCAGGGUUUUUUCGUUGCUGUGCUCUACUGUUUCAUGAAUGGUGAGGUGAAGGCUGAAGUGAAACCUAUUCUUCGUGAAAUCCUUCCUUUUUUAGCGACACAUAAAAUUUUCAAAUUAUGCUUCCCAUGCAGAGAAAAAUUUUUGGGGUCUACCCGUGGCAAAAUAUCUGUGUGCACGACAUUAUCCUGUAGUUCAAUGUAUGCCAAUGGUCUAAUUAAUAGCAGAGGAAAUAUUGCGAGGAAUAGAGAUCAUUACUGUCAACACAUGAGAAGAAUGUCGCAUGAUAUAGGUACAUGUGAGUCAACACGGACUAGCAUCAAUUUUUCGAAUAGCAGAAAGCAAAGUCUUCUUUACCGAUCUGGGAAUAAUGACGAAGCAAUGGAAAUGUCGAAUUUAUUCCAACCAGAAAUGAAAAGGGUCCAAGAAGAUUAAUGAGAAAGAUGGAGUGUACUAUUUGUAAUGUAUCCACAUCCUGAGACUAUCAUAUCAGUCCAUCGAAAAAAGUCCAUUAUUGAGCAGAAAAAAAGAAGGCACUUCAGACAGAACAGAAGGAAGAAGAUAUGAAGAAUUUGUAUAAAUUGAAUUUACGACAUUUUUGAAUGUUAGACGAUGUUAGAUGUUUUAUUUUUAUAAAUGAAAAUAA
This is a messenger RNA of Coccinella septempunctata (seven-spotted ladybird), 2291 nucleotides long. RefSeq names its product vasoactive intestinal polypeptide receptor 1-like. Gene Ontology annotation, biological process: adenylate cyclase-modulating G protein-coupled receptor signaling pathway; cell surface receptor signaling pathway. The record is from RefSeq and is a predicted model, not a curated record. The transcript is spliced from 13 exons. The coding region runs from base 455 to 2080 and encodes 541 amino acids. Gene Ontology annotation, cellular component: plasma membrane. Gene Ontology annotation, molecular function: G protein-coupled peptide receptor activity; peptide hormone binding. Lineage: Eukaryota; Metazoa; Arthropoda; Insecta; Coleoptera; Coccinellidae.